UGUUAACGGACACUUCAUGCAAACCAAAUGACGAUGUAGACGAAAAUAGAAUUAAAUUCAUUGUGUUUUUUUACCUUCAAUUUCCCUCCACGAUGGAGUCUCGCCGGGAAAAUGGCUCCUCCGCUGAGAUCUUUUCCUUUCCGAGCACUCCAGUUCAGGAUCAGGAUUCCGACGAUUUCGAAUUUGGAUCGAUUACUCCUGAUUCUCCUUCCACUUUCAACAAUUCUCCUGCUGAUCAUUUGUUCGUCAAUGGCCGUCUCUUGCCGCACUCUUUUCCUCCACAGCCGAUUAGUGUUUACGCUGUUGAUGUUGCUUCUCGUCAGACCAGCAGAACGAGUAGUGUCGGGAGUAAGGACUCGUUCUUGUCGUCCCGAAGUAAUAGCACUAAUAGUAGGAGCAGUAGCAGUUGCGGUAGCAGUACUAGCGCGAGGACGAGUUCGAGCGAUAAUAAUAAUAGUAAUAAUAAUUUGGAAAUCAGAUCCUCGAGAUUCUCUUCGUAUCAGAAGAAAUCGCAGAAAUCUUCUGUUUCCGCUCAAGUGUACGGAUCGUGUCAGAGAUGGCAGUUCAUUGCAUCGGUGUCUGUACCGACGUCGCUGAGUCGGGAGAAUUCGAGAAGGAAGAAAUCUGUGGAGAAAAUUGGAGGAAAAUCGGAUUUGAGGAGGAAUAAGAGGCGGACGGAGAAAACAUCGACGGCGAGGAAGAAGAAAAAGAAGAAGAAGAAGAAGAAGAAUAUGUGGUUCGGAAGGAAGGUUUUCCGGUGGAUUAUACUGGUUUGUAAGGAAUGUCAUGCGAUCGAACCAUCGAGGAAGGAUGAGAUUGCGAGGAAGUCGAAAUUGACGACGACAACGACGACGAAGCCGCAGAGUAAUUGAAUUUAAUUAUUGAUUAAUAGUUUCUUCUGGAUUUUGCCUCUUGCUGAUGAUAUAUGAUCUGGUUUUUCAUCUCUCUCUUGAUUUCGGGAAGUUUCUUUUCUUCAAUUGUUGGCGUUUUUUUGUUGAUAUGAAUAUGAUCUCUCUCUCUCCUCUCUUU
Molecule: messenger RNA, 1029 nt
Organism: Cucumis melo (muskmelon)
Lineage: Eukaryota; Viridiplantae; Streptophyta; Magnoliopsida; Cucurbitales; Cucurbitaceae
Product: probable membrane-associated kinase regulator 1
Exons: 1
Coding region: 93-872 (259 amino acids)
Cellular component (GO): plasma membrane
Molecular function (GO): kinase inhibitor activity
Source: RefSeq, a predicted model, not a curated record